AUGGCACUUGGUCCAUCUUAUGAAUUACCUAAAUUUGAACUACAAAACAUUACUCAAGCAAUUCAUCAAUUAAAGUAUCCACAUACUGGCUCUACAAUUGCUACUAUCUUGAAAUCAAUUAUGCAAGAUUGGAAUAUUUUUGAAAAAUACUUUAUGAUAACUACUGUUAAUGCCAAAAAUAUGAUAAAGGCAAUUAGUAAAAUAGAAGAAGCCAAACAACUUAUACAAUUUUUUAUGUCACUCAAACAAAGCAAACAGCUAGAAAUAGCACAAGCAUUAUUAAAUCACAAGAUAUAUAAUAAUAUUGCAAUAUCUUCAUUAAAAAAAUUACUUAAUAUUAAUAACAAUAUAGUUACAGUUAUAGUAAAUUUUAAUAAUUCAAAUUCUGCAUUUAGUGAUGACUUGAAUUUGAAAGAAGAGAUCAAAUUUGCUGAUGAACCAGAAAUAUUGAACGUUGAAAGUGAGAUAAAAAAAAUCAAAUUAAAAUUAACAUCUUACAAAACUGUGAAAGAAUACUAA
Messenger RNA from Cetraspora pellucida, 519 nucleotides. NCBI's taxonomy places the organism in Eukaryota, Fungi, Glomeromycota, Glomeromycetes, Diversisporales, Gigasporaceae. The record is from the annotation of a GenBank genome assembly.